AGAUGGAGAUACAGGCAAUGCAUCAAAAUUUGCACUGGGAGCCCAAUUCCGUGGACCAACCUAACAACUACAUGUCUGACGAUGAUGAUUUUGAAAGCGGAAAUAGCACGGCUAAGCUAUAUGAGCGUUCUCGCAUUAAGGCGCUCGCAGAUGAACGUGAAAUUGUUCAAAAGAAAACUUUCACAAAGUGGGUUAACUCACAUUUAGCGGUUGUGAAUCAGCGAGUGGAAGAUCUUUAUCUCGAUCUUCGCGACGGUAAACACUUGCUUAAGCUGCUUGAAAUCCUUUCUGGAGAGCGGCUUCCCAAGCCUACUCGUGGCAAAAUGCGAAUUCAUUGUUUAGAGAACGUUGAUAAGUCGCUUAACUUCCUCUGUGACCAGCAUGUUCACUUGGAAAAUGUUGGUGCACAUGAUAUCGUUGAUGGAAAUCAGCGUUUAACCCUCGGUCUGAUCUGGACUAUAAUUUUACGUUUCCAGAUUCAAGACAUUAUUGUUGAAGAAUAUCAGACAAGCGAGACUAAGUGUGCAAAGGACGCUCUUUUGUUGUGGUGUCAAAUGAAAACAGCAGGGUAUAAUAAUGUUAACGUGCGAAAUUUCUCAACCUCCUGGCGCGAUGGUCUCGCAUUUAAUGCUCUUAUUCACAAACACCGCCCUGACCUUAUCGAAUAUCAGAAGUUAACUAAGGCCAACCCUAUGCAAAAUUUACAAAAUGCUUUUACUGUCGCGCAUGAUAAGCUUGGUGUACCUCCUCUCUUGGAGGCAAGCGAUGUGUGCGUAGAGCAACCUGAUGAAAAGUCAAUCAUUACGUAUGUGGCUGCCUUCUACCACUGUUUCAAUAAAAUGAAGGCAGAUACUGUACACUCCAAGCGUAUUGGAAAGGUUGUAAAUCAGGCAUUGGAAUCAUCUCAAUUGCUUGACAAGUACGAACAGUCGACAUCUGAUCUUCUUAAUUGGAUCCAGAAAACAAUUGAGCUGUUAAAUGAUCGUGUUUUCGCCAACUCACUGACCGACGUCCAGCACCAGUUGGCAGGAUUCAACACUUACCGCACUGUUGACAAACCGCCCAAGUUCGUUGAAAAGGGCGAUCUUGAAGUCCUUCUUUUUACUCUUCAGAGCAAAAUGAGGGCUAAUAAUCACAAGGUUUAUGUUCCACCCGAAGGGAAACGAAUUGCCGAUAUUAAUCGCGCCUGGGAGAAUCUGGAAAAAGCUGAGCAUGCUCGCGAGUUGGCAUUGCGCGACGAAUUGAUCCGACAGGAGAAACUUGCUCAACUUGCCACCCGAUUUGAUCGGAAGGCGGGUAUGCGUGAGGCCUGGCUUUCAGAAAACCAGCGUCUUGUUGCGCAGUAUAACUUUGGGUCUGAUCUUGCAACUGUUGAAGCGGCCACCAAGAAACACGAAGCCAUUGAAACGGAUAUUUCAGCGUAUGCUGAACGCGUUAAUGCCGUAGUCAGUGUGGCGGAGGAACUACAGCUGGAAAACUACUAUGAUAACGAUCGAAUUCAGAUGCGACGUGAGAAUGUUCUCCAGCUAUGGACAAAUCUUCUUGAAUUGCUUCGUAAGCGUCGCAGCUGCUUGAACCUAAGCCUACAAUUACAACGUGUAUUCCAAGAAAUUUCUUACCUGCAGGAUUGGAUUGAUGAAAUCGGAAGUCGACUUAAGUCGGAGGAUUACGGAAAGCAUCUCAUGGGCGUUGAUGAUCUGUUACAGAAACACAAGCUUUUAGAGGCCGACAUCCACGUUCUUCAUGAUCGGCUAAAUCAGGUUUUGGACCAGGCCAAGAUUUUCAUAGAUUGUAACUUCCCUGAAAGCGUGGAGGGCUAUCGUCCUGCUGAACCGGAGCUUGUUAAAAAGCGAGGCGAAGAUUUGCGUGCGGCUUACGAGGAAUUGUGUCGGUUGGCUGAUGCCAGGCGUCAUGGUCUUGAGGACUCUCAUAAGAUGUGGCAGUUCUUCUGGGAUAUGGACGACGAGAAGGAGUGGAUUAAGGAGAAGAGUCAGCUCAUGUCUAGCCCCGAUUUGGGUCAUGAUCUCAGCUCAGUCGAGCGUCUCCUUCGCAAGCAUCGGGCUUUGGAAGAAGAGUGUAAGAUUCGUCAAAAUGUCUUCUAUAACGCCAUUAGUGCUGGCAACCAACUCAUUGAAGAGAACAACCGUGGUAAGGAGGAUAUUAAACUGCGAAUCGACGAGAUGCAUAAGCUCUGGGAUCAGUUAGCUGAUUCAACCGUGGAUCGUAAGAAGCGCCUGCUGGAGUCUCAGAAGUUUUUCCAGUUAAUAGCCGACUGUGAUGAUGCUAAUGCUUGGCUUCUUGAUCAGCAACGCAUCGCCAGUAACGAGGAUGUUGGCUUAAAGAUGUCCACCACGGAAUCGCUAAUAAAAAUAAAUCAGGAACUUAUGGAAAACCUUGAACAAUAUCGUGAAUCUAUUAAGAACCUACACGACACCGCUGCGGAGGUCUCGGAGUACCCAGAUUGUGAUUCUGCCAUUAUCACCUCCCACCUCAAUACCGUGGACGAAAAUUAUGCCAAAGCUGUUGAGAUGGCAAAGCAAAGGCAACAGCGCCUCCUGGAUGCGCUGUCUAUGUACAAGUUGUUCGAUGUUUCUGACACAGUUCGUACUUGGAUCACUGAAAAGAGGAAACUUCUUACAACCCUUUGUCCUUCAGAUGAAAUUGAGGAGCUUGGUGUUAUCCGCCACAGAUUCGAGUGCUUUGAGAAAGAGAUGACGAAGAAUGCGGAAAAAGUUGGGUCCGUCAACAAGCUUUCCGAAAACCUAAUUGGAACCGAUCAUCCUGACGCACAGCAAAUCAUCAUCCGUCAGGAUACACUCAAUACUACAUGGAAUGAUCUGGCUGAUCUUGUAGAGAAGCAGAAGGGCCAAUUAGAGACAGCCUACCAGUACAAUCAGUUCCUGAUUGAGUGUCAAGAGACGGCGAAUUGGAUAAAGGAGAAGGAACAGUUAAUUGAGUCCACCGAUGAACUUGGUAAUGAUUUGGAGGGCAUCAUGCAGCUUCAGCGUCGACUAAGCGGACUCCAGCGUGAUCUUCAAGCUAUACAGGCUAAAAUUGAUCAUCUGGAUGAACAGGCCGAUGUGUUGGAUGCAGCUAAGCCAGAGGCGUCGGAAGUAAUUUUAGCUGAGAGGAAGAAGAUUCAUGACUUGUGGAACGAACUGAAGGAAAUGUUGAAGGAACGUGAUGACCGUCUGAAUGACUCGAGUGAACUCCAGCGCUUCUUGCAGGAUCUUGACCAUUUCCAAGUUUGGCUCCGCAAGGCUCAAGUUACAGUUGCAUCCGAGGAUGUGCCGAACACUCUUCCAGAGGCAGAAAAACUUCUGCAAGAACAUGAACAGUUCAAGCCAGAAAUUGAUGGCUAUGAAGACGACUUCAGACGGCUUAUGGAGAUAGGUCGGAAAGUUGUGGAGAAUCAGACUGAUCCUCAAUAUCUCUUCCUCUCCGAACGUUUAGACGGUAUCGAGGAAAAUUGGGUUGCUCUGCACAAGAUGUACGAGGAUCGUGAUAAAGUUCUCAAACAGGAUGUGGAAGCUCAGGUUAUUUUCGUUACCUCCUCUUCGGCGGAUUCAAUUGUUUUUCUAUUUAAAACCAUUGUGGAUUAUGAGUGCUUCAAAAAUCGUUGUCAAUUUACUGUACCGGCUGUGGGGACUAUUGAUUCUUUGCUCAAUUCAUUCUUCAGGGACGCCACUCUUAUGGACAAACUCAUCAAUAAGCAGGAGGCACUCAUUACUAAGGAAGUUGCGCCUACUCCGGAGUCCGUUGAAGAGGCCCUGCGUAAUCUCAGCACAUUCCAGGCCGCGAUGCCCGCUAACGAUGAAAAAAUCUCUCAAGUUAUUGCUGUUGGUCGCGAUCUGGCAAGCCGUGGCGUGUUCCCCGUCGAGAAGCUCGUGGCUAAGUGUGAUCAGCUCGAGCAGAAGCGGCAAGCUGUCAAGGAGAAGGCUAUUGAGCGUGAGGCCAAGUUGGCACAACAGUCUAGACUUCAAGGAUUUGUGCAAGACGUCGAUGAUGUAAGCUCACUUGCCAUCGUGUCUUUUGAACAGUCUUUUUUCCUACCAUACCCGUCAAUUCAGUCGAACGACAACAUGACGUUUGACAGUGUGGUAGCCUAA
Messenger RNA from Hydatigera taeniaeformis, 4109 nucleotides. Lineage: Eukaryota; Metazoa; Platyhelminthes; Cestoda; Cyclophyllidea; Taeniidae. The record is from the annotation of a GenBank genome assembly.